Messenger RNA from Poecilia latipinna (sailfin molly), 1533 nucleotides. Its product is annotated as zinc-binding protein A33-like. The coding region runs from base 111 to 1493 and encodes 460 amino acids. NCBI's taxonomy places the organism in Eukaryota, Metazoa, Chordata, Actinopteri, Cyprinodontiformes, Poeciliidae. The record is from RefSeq and is a predicted model, not a curated record. Gene Ontology annotation, molecular function: protein binding; zinc ion binding. The transcript is spliced from 2 exons.
GACCAAACUAGCAGCUUCCUCUGAGUGAGUCCAGCUGCAGGAGGGAAAAGUGGAAACCUCCAGCUCUGCUGCUUCAAGCUGCUCACACUGAAGCUUCACUCAGAGACAAAAUGGCUUCCAGAUCAGAGGAGGAUCUCUGCUGUCCGGUCUGUCAGGACGUCUUUACGGAUCCGGUUGUUCUGUCAUGUAGCCACAGCUUCUGUAAGGAGUGUCUGAAGAACUGGUGGAGAGAGGAACCAGCAAGAGAGUGUCCAGUUUGUAAGACCAUAUCAUUCACCAAAGAUCCUCCUCGUAAUCUGGCUCUGAAGAACCUGUGUGAAUCAUUCCUACAGCAGAGAGACCAGAGAAUCCCAACGGAUCUCUGCUCUCUGCACUCUGAGAAACUCAAACUCUUCUGUCUGAACCAUCAAGAACCAAUUUGCUCCAUCUGUAGUCAUUCAGAAAAACACACCAACCACAGAUUCAGACCAAUCCGGGAAGCUGCUCAGGAUCACAGAGAGAAUCUGAAAACAUCUCUGGAGUUUUUAAAGAAGAAGCUGGAGCUCAGAAAGAAAGUUAAAAAGAAGUUUGAUCAGACAGCAGAACACCUGAAGGUCCAGGCCCGACACACAGAGAGGCAGAUUGUUGAGCAGUUUAAGAAACUUCAUCAGUUUCUGACAGAGGAAGAGGAGGCCAGGCUGGCUGCACUGAGGGAGGAAGCGAAGCAGAAGAGAGGGAUGAUGAAGGAGAAGAUGGAGGCUCUGAGCAGAGAGAUAGCAGCUCUUUCAGACACAGUCAGAGCCACAGAAGCGGAGCUGAGAGCUGCAGAUGUCUCAUUCCUGCACAACUACAAGGCUGCAGUGGAAAGAGUCCAGCGCUGCCCCCUGCUGGAGGAUCCACAGCUGCCCUCAGGAGCUCUGAUAGACCAGGCCAAACAUCUGGGCAACCUGGCCUUCAACAUCUGGAGCAACAUGGAGACCAUGGUGACCUACACUCCUCUGGUUCUGGACCCAAACACGGCUGGGUCAAAGGUCAUCCUGUCUGAAGAUUUGACCAGUUUGACUUCAGGACACGAACAGCAGUUUCCUAAUAAUCCAGAGAGGUUUAAGUCACGGUCUGUCCUGAGCUCUGAGGGUUUUAACUCAGGGAACCACAGCUGGGAUGUUGAUGUUGGAGACAAUGAAGACUGGGGACUUGGUCUGUUGGCUGAGUCUGUCCAGAGGAAGGGGAAAAUACAGUCUGGAUUGCUGGCUAUUAGAUUCUGUAAAGGUAAAUAUUCAGCAGUGUCUCCACCAGCAGCUGCUAAAGUUAUCUCAAUAAAAAAGAAACUCCAGAGGAUCAGAGUGAAUCUGGACUGGGAACGAGGAAAGCUGACGUUCUCCGAUCUGGAUACCAACACUCCUGUUCAUACCUUCAAACGCACCUUCACUGACAAGAUGUUUCCAUACAUCGCUACUGCAGAUAGGCUACAAUUCUUACCGAUGAAGAUCUCAGCUGUGAUGUUCUUAGCAUGAAGAAAAACAACGUCGGAGUGAAACCUUUGUAAUCAGAUUC